Thermothielavioides terrestris NRRL 8126 is the source of this 1539-nucleotide messenger RNA. RefSeq lists its product as uncharacterized. Bases 1 to 1539 code for a protein of 512 amino acids. Gene Ontology annotation, cellular component: endoplasmic reticulum membrane. NCBI's taxonomy places the organism in Eukaryota, Fungi, Ascomycota, Sordariomycetes, Sordariales, Chaetomiaceae. The record is from RefSeq and is a predicted model, not a curated record. The transcript is spliced from 2 exons. Gene Ontology annotation, biological process: triglyceride biosynthetic process. Gene Ontology annotation, molecular function: diacylglycerol O-acyltransferase activity.
AUGCCCAGAAGGAGAGGCCCUCGAGGGAGGGCACAGGCCUCCAGCGGAUCCGGCCAGGAGCCGCAGCACAACGAAAAGGCCAUCGUCGUCCAGCACGUUGACCUUGUUGCAGCCUACCAGACUGACGAUGGCCCCCCUCCGUCCAUUAAUGAUGUAGUCGGAGACGCGCCAUCUGGGAUGGAGAGCGCAGAGACGGAACCCAUCGGCAACAUCGUGCCGCCGUCCCCGCCGACCCCCGUGGAAUUGGAGAUGUGCAGCACCAGCCAGACAGCCGAACUCGGUGACUUGGCCGAUUCCGCCGGCGAUGUUGCCGAGGAUGAGGCGGACGACGUCUCCACUGUGGUUGGAUCGACGCCUCCCACCUUCAGCAGGGCGUCUGAAGCUAACGGCCUGGCGCUCUCGGAUGGCGGCCUCGCCAAAGAUGCGCGAGGCCUCGACUAUCCUCCGCUGACCGACGAGGCUGGAGCGGAGGCCGCCGCGCGGGAGCGGGACCGGAUGAACGCCUAUAGAGCGGGCAGCAUCCGGUUCGCGCCCUGGAACAUACCGUACCGGCGGCGGCUGCAGACGCUGGCCGUGGUGCUGCACUCGCUGAGCAUCGCCGGGCUCGUCUCUUUUUUCUUCUUUCUCUGCGCGAUCCCGCUCACGUGGCCGCUCCUGAUCCCGUACCUGCUGCAUAUGCUGCUCUCCAAGUCGGCGACGGACGGUCGCCUGCGCGCGCGCUCGGAGCGGCUGCGGCGCAGCGUCGUGUGGAAGUUUUUCGGCGACUACUUCCCCGCGCAGCUGCACAAGACGCACGAGCUGCCGGCGACGCGCAAGUACAUCUUUGGCUACCACCCGCACGGCAUCAUCUCGCACGGCGCCUUCGCGGCCUUCUCGACCGAGGCGCUCGGGUUCGCGGACAAGUUCCCGGGCAUCACCAACAGCCUGCUCACGCUCGACUCCAACUUCCGCAUCCCGCUGUACCGCGACUACAUCCUGGCCAUGGGCAUCCAGUCGGUGUCCAAGGAGUCCAUCACCAACAUCCUCUCGCGGGGCGGGGCGGACGGCGCGGGCAUGGGCCGGGCGGUGACCAUCGUGGUGGGCGGGGCGCGCGAGUCGCUCGAGGCGCAGCCGGGCGUCAUGCACCUGGUGCUGGCGGAGCGCAAGGGGUUCGUCAAGAUGGCGCUGCGCACGGGGGCGGACCUGGUGCCCGUGCUCGCGUUCGGCGAGAACGACCUGUACGACCAGGUCAGCCCGCAGCACCACCCGCUGCUGCGCCGCCUGCAGAUGUGGGUGCUGCGCACGCUCAAGUUCACGCUGCCCUUCCUGCACGGCCGCGGCAUCUUCAACUACGACGUGGGCCUGAUGCCGUACCGCCGGCCGCUGAACAUCGUCGUGGGCCGGCCCAUCGCGGUGACCCGCGUGCCGGACGCCGAGAUGGAGAGCCGCGAGGUCGACCGGCUGCACAGGGAGUACGUGCGGGAGCUGCAGCGCAUGUGGGACGCGUACAAGGAUGUCUUUGCCCGGGGCCGCAAGGAGGAGUUGCAGAUUCUGAAGUGA